Messenger RNA from Tyto alba (common barn owl), 2344 nucleotides. RefSeq names its product calcium regulated heat stable protein 1 (gene CARHSP1). The transcript is spliced from 5 exons. Gene Ontology annotation, molecular function: mRNA 3'-UTR binding. Gene Ontology annotation, biological process: regulation of mRNA stability. The coding region runs from base 281 to 739 and encodes 152 amino acids. The record is from RefSeq and is a predicted model, not a curated record. Lineage: Eukaryota; Metazoa; Chordata; Aves; Strigiformes; Tytonidae. Gene Ontology annotation, cellular component: cytoplasm.
ACAGCUCUAGACCACCUCCUGCCCUGUGAGGUGCUGGCAGUGGCCUUGGGGAGGGCACCCAGCCCUGCCUGCAUCUUGGGAAGGAGCCUGUGCUGCCCUGCUGCUGACCACCCCACGCCAGGGACAGAGAGCAAGAUACAGGAGGCUCCUCUGUGCUGUGUGUGAGUGGUCAAACACCAUCUGCCUGGGAGCAGCGUGGGGCACACUGAUACCUAGUUACCUAGAGCUGGGGCUGAGCUGUGCUUCAGAAGCCAUUGCCUGCUUUUCUUAGGCACCAGGAAUGUCUUCUGAGCCCACUUCAUCCGCCUCGCAGCAGUCCCCCACCUCUCCACCCUCACCCAGUUCUCUCCACCUGCCUGAAAACCGCAGGGCGAGAGAUCGCUCCCCCUCACCCAUGAGAGGGUACCUCAUCCCCAGUCCGCUGCCCACACGACGGACCAGGACGUUUUCAGCAACUGUGAGAGCAUCGGAGGGUCCCAUCUACAAAGGUGUUUGUAAAUGCUUCUGUCGCUCCAAAGGUCACGGCUUCAUUACCCCUGCGGAUGGAGGGCCUGACAUCUUCGUACACAUCUCUGAUAUCGAAGGCGAGUAUGUCCCUGUGGCAGGUGAUGAAGUCACCUACAAGAUGUGCACCAUCCCUCCGAAGAACGAGAAGCUGCAGGCGGUGGAGGUGGUGAUCACCCAUCUGGCUCCUGGAACCAAGCACGAGACCUGGUCGGGGCACGUCGUCAGCUCCUGAGGCGUCCCAGGGGGAGCGCGGCUGCUGCCUGCGUGGUCCCUGCUCAACAACUGGCUGCAGGGCACCUGUCCUAAGAAUAUUCUACAUAUUGUGUGGAAGGAAAUACUGCAUUGUCAAUAAAGCAGAAGCAGGCCAAAAUUACCAUUUUUACAACUGGCCUGGAGGGGGAAAAAAAAAAAAAGGGCAAUUCAAAUGCUAAUGAAAAAUAUCUAGCGUAAUGUGUUUACAAAAAAUGUAUUUUAAAGAGACCUAGUUUGUGUGCUUGGUGGAGAAGGGGAGGUUUGGCUUUUCUUUUAUCUUGUGAACUGAUUCCAGGAAAUGCCCAGGGAAAUCGGGGAGAAGUGUGAAGGAGAGCUUUUCUAGCACAGGCGGCCGUAGCAGAGGCGCGACUCGGAGGCCCUGGCGGUGCGUGAGCACUGUGUUGCCUUGAGCUGCUUUGCUCUGAGGGCUGGAGUACGCUUACUGCCGACAGCAGUGCUGGAAUGCCUUGGCUUGAGAGAGAGAGUGUUCAUUGCUGCGAUUUGUUUUCCCGGUGGAAGGAAGUUCACAAAGAGAGCGGCUGCUGCAGGGGAAAGAUCUCCAUCUGGUGGUUACGCUCUGAUGGCCUCGGCUGGGUGCCCUUCGGGUACACCCUCUGCAAAUGGCAUGGCUGCCUGUGUGUAGAAUGCUGUGGUUUUAAAGCCUGGAUUGUUUGUGGAUUUACUUAGGUGCCUUGAUGAUUGAUUAGCAACAGAUUUUAUAGGCCAGUAUUUAAAAAAAAAAAAAAAAAGGCAAAGUGCAAACCAAAAUUUUUAAAAUGUGCUUCAAGGUAAGUGGUAGAAAGCUGUAGAGUAGCGGAUACUUCAUAGCCUCUGACUGUGUCUGGAUUUAGACAAAGCUGAAGGUUACCUUCUUGAUCGCAUAUAGUCGAACGUCUGCCAUGGCAUCGCGCCGGGCAGGCAGAGUAACUGUGCCUCUGAAAAGCGAGUUGUGUGCUGUUCAGAUGACCGUCUAUAGAGUUCUGUGCGAGUUAGGCUCAGCUGUCUCAGUGAAGGAGCUUCUCCAGCUGUUUCCCUGGAAAACUUGCUUGGUAGGAUGUGACAUGGUCACCCUUGCCCUGACUCUUCUCUGCCUGCAAGAUUUCAUGUAGUUGUAGUGCAACUUAGGUCUGUUCUGUUGUGCCUUCAACAUCUUUUUUUCAAGUGAAGCGUUUUUCUCUAUUAUGUUCCUAACAUUGCAUUUUUAUUGACUUUGCAAAUAAAAACCAAUACAAAAUGGCAUGAUACUCUUCUGUUAGUUGUGUGAAACAGUGUAACUUCAGUUGCCUGUUUGCAGUGCUCGCUGUUGUGAAAUGCCUUUAAGACUCUGACCACAGAUGAUAGGUCUGACCCGGGGAGGGCGCAGCUGUAGGGAGCUCGGUAACCGCUGCGGUGGCUUGUUUCGCCUCCGCUGUCCCUGUGUGACAGCACAGCAGCCGGUACAGGCCAGCCUGCAGUGGGGGGUUGGGGUUUUGUUUGUUUUUUAUUAACCAUAAGACCUAGUAGUGGUGGAUUUAACUCUCUCCAGCUUGUUGGAAUAUCACAUACUGCUUCCUUUAAAAUAAAUGUGACCAUUAUAAUGCUUUAA